Molecule: messenger RNA, 741 nt
Organism: Benincasa hispida (wax gourd)
Lineage: Eukaryota; Viridiplantae; Streptophyta; Magnoliopsida; Cucurbitales; Cucurbitaceae
Product: WUSCHEL-related homeobox 11-like
Biological process (GO): adventitious root development
Molecular function (GO): DNA-binding transcription factor activity; DNA binding
Source: RefSeq, a predicted model, not a curated record
AUGGAAAAUCAUGGUGAUGACCCAAAUAGUCCAAAUCACAGCUGCGAAAGGGCGGAGCCGGUGAGAUCACGGUGGACUCCCAAGCCGGAGCAGAUUCUAAUUUUGGAGUCCAUUUUCAAUAGUGGAAUGGUUAAUCCUCCAAAAGAUGAGACGGUCAGAAUUAGAAAGCUUCUUGAAAAAUUUGGCUCUGUUGGGGAUGCCAAUGUUUUCUACUGGUUUCAAAACCGCCGCUCUCGCUCUCGCCGCCGCCAGCGCCAGCUGCAAGCCGCCGCUAGUAGCGGCGGUGCAAUUCACUACGAUGGUAGUAGCGUCAGUACUGGCGGUGGUUACAACAGUGGUGUUAUGAAUUUUGGUGGGGCUUCUUCUUCUUAUCUCGGAGGAGGGUCCUCGUCCUCGUCCUCCUCCACUUCUGGGGUUGGAGGAGAUUGUAGCGGCGGUGGUUUCUCGAUGUCAGGUCCUAUGGGUUUCUCUGAAGUUGAUCAACAAAUGGUUGUAACGACUCCGUCAUUUUGCCCUUCCGAAACCUCAAAUUUAGAGUUUCAAUCAGGUUAUAUUAUAAUAUUCAUAAAUGGAGUUCCAACAGAAGUUCCCAAAGGACCCAUGGACAUGAAAGCAAUGUUUGGGCAAGAGACAGUGUUAGUUCAUUCAUCAGGACUCCCAGUUCUUACCAAUGAAUUUGGAAUCUCUCUGCACACUUUGCAGCAUGGUGAAAGUUACUUUCUGGUUUCAAGACCAACAUGA